Messenger RNA from Parasteatoda tepidariorum (common house spider), 1350 nucleotides. RefSeq lists its product as uncharacterized. Lineage: Eukaryota; Metazoa; Arthropoda; Arachnida; Araneae; Theridiidae. The record is from RefSeq and is a predicted model, not a curated record.
AUGAACACAUGACCAUCAUUUCAAGCUUCAACGGUUUCUGUCACAAACACGAUACAGAAAUUCUCAAUUAAUACACUUUGAAAAUUUUACUCCAUUUAUGAUGUGGAAAUCAGUUUUUCUUUUUACAGUUUUCUUUUCUUUUGCUAGUUGUUAUACCGUCCCUUGUAUUGGGUGUUAUGAUUAUAUAGUUGCUGAUGUCAAGGAUGUUAAAGUAAUAGCAGCGGCUACUGACGCUGUGAAGCUGUUUUCGAGUCUGAAAGCUUCUAAUUACCAUUACAGACUUCUCGAAAUUACAGAUGCUGGAAAGUCAUUAUGUUUCCUCACACAUAUGUGUGGGAAAAAAGCAGCCUAUAAAAUGAAUGUCGUGGUCGGUCUUACAACAUGCCUGAAAGAGGAAUAUGAUUACAAAAAUGUCCAACAAUGCCCUUUACGCAGUAUGAAGGAUAACUUGAAGUGCAAAGUUGAAACAAAGGCGAAUGAUAAAGGCGAAUACAUUUACAUUCAAACUUUUUGUGACAUGUAAAAGAAGACAUCAAAGGAUUUUUCAGGGUGUUCCGUAAUUACUGUUUUUAGUUUACAGUUUGCCGUAAAAUUCAUAGUUCUAAUUUCUUUGUCAUAAAUGAAGUCUAAAAAGUAUACGCAUUUGAAUUUGCAAAAAUAUUUAAGCGAAAAAAAAAUUGAAAACUAUAAAAAUUUCGAAAUUUGUUUGAUGCCAGAGGAAUCUAAGAUUUGAGGGAAAAGGAAUUACUUGAAGCACUUUUGAGUUUUUUUCGGCAAAUUAAACAGGUCUUUACAUUUUCAAUCUCAACGUCCUUAAUAGGGAUUUGUCAGAUUUUGAUGGCGUUCUUGUUUUUUCCUCUCUUGCAUAUUAGUUUGUCCUUCUAGUUUAUGCCUUUUUUGUUUAAUUUUUGACAAAAAAGUUUACAAACGCGUACUAAAGGAGGUGAUUUCGGAAGACUCUGUAUGAAUACCUACUGCAAAGUUCUAAAAACCUUUGUAUUUAAUGUGAAGUAUAUCAAUAAAUGUAUAUUAUGUGAGAAGAUUUUGAAUGAAAGCAAAUUAUAGUUUUAAAGUACCGGGUGAAAAAUCCCGAGAAAACUGGAAGGAAAUUGGAACUAAUGCUCGUAAAAAAAAGAUAGAAAAUGAAGCUCGUCGUGAUGCCCUUGCUUCAUUUCUAUGAAUGUUAUUAUUCAGUAAAUGCCUAGACGUGAAUCUUUUAGUGAUUUCUUGUUCUUGUGUUAAUUCCAGAACUCAAUAUUUUUACAAGGCCUGCCGGACUCAUUAGUCUGCAAAAAAUACAUGCUAUUAUCAUAAUAAAAAAUAUUUUUAUUUGCAGAAAGAGAGAAGUAC